AUGAGCACAACCUCCAAUAUCAGCAGACAUCCACAAGCUUUGACCACUUCACACUCAUCACGAUCCUUCGGUGCCGCUGCGUAUCAUACCACGUCCAAUUCGCUGUACUAUCAGAGUUGUGCAGCAAAUCUCUCCCGGCCGGCCUCACCCACUGCUGAGUUUGCUUCGACCUUUACCACCGACAUGGCUGCUGCUCCUUCGUUAGCUCCUUCGCAGUCGAUGGGCUCCUCUCCAUUUAUGCCCUCGGCCCCGCAGACAACAGGCCCUCGAGGCCAGGCGCCAUUUCACCACCCAGCCGUUGCCCGGACUUGGUCCCAGCAACCUCCGGCUUCAGCAUCAGCCGUACCCGAAGCACCUCAUGCAUCGGCAUAUGAUACCCAGCAGCAACCGUCAGCGACUGCAGGUCCCUCGGCGACACUCCCAUUUCUCCGAGAUUUCAACUUGGUAGCUGAGGCAGCAAAACGCGCACAAAUGGCCGUCGUUAUGCGCGACCUCGAAGGCGUCUCUCUCUCAUGA
Xylona heveae TC161 is the source of this 516-nucleotide messenger RNA. RefSeq lists its product as hypothetical. Lineage: Eukaryota; Fungi; Ascomycota; Xylonomycetes; Xylonales; Xylonaceae. The transcript has a single exon. The record is from RefSeq and is a predicted model, not a curated record. The coding region runs from base 1 to 516 and encodes 171 amino acids.